Leguminivora glycinivorella is the source of this 2125-nucleotide messenger RNA. RefSeq lists its product as uncharacterized. The record is from RefSeq and is a predicted model, not a curated record. NCBI's taxonomy places the organism in Eukaryota, Metazoa, Arthropoda, Insecta, Lepidoptera, Tortricidae.
UAAGCAGCCUUAUUUUCAUUAGGGAGAUCGAACUUGAUGCUCCACUCCCGCGCACGCGAUAUCGUUUGAUUAUUUGAUAUUAUUUGAUUAUUUAAUAUUUGUGCUAUAAUGGAUAAAAAGCUGUGUGUCGUAUUUGUUGCAAUUAUUGCUGUUGCUCAAGGUGUGCAGCAACAGUCCAAUUACGACCUCAGCCGAAACAGACUCGGCUCCGGGAAUGGUUUCAGCCUAAGAGACAUAGCGGCUUUUUUCCUAGGCGGCUACGGACAGUACAACCCGGACUACCCUCAGUACCCGAACACCGGUCCGGGGCUCUACCCCAGCGGGCCCGGGUACCCGGGACAGUACCCUGGGAGCUCCUACCCGGGUAAACCCGGGUUGGCUCCCCCGGGCGCGCACCCGGGUUGCCCGUUGUGUGACUCGUCGGUGUAUAGCUACUGUUCGUAUAAGGAGGCGCAUGAUGCUUGCUGCUGCGAGAGGGAUUCUGGAUACAGCUACAACUGCCGCAAAGUCGACUGCAAGUACCUGUACGCGAACUCGUGCCAGGAGUACAACCUGAUCUCCAGCUGCUGCUGCGUGGACGUGAAGAGCGCCGGCGCCGUGCCCGUCGUACCGGUCGCUGUCGUUGGAUAGACUCCCUUAUAAAGGGGCCCACUGAAGACCAGUCCGCUGGGCAACGGAAUGUUAGUUGAAAGUAAAAAGUGACAGCGUUCAGCAUACUGGUCUUCAGUGGGCAGCUAAUUGUAAUACUGUUCGGUUCGGCGGGGAGUGUAAUAGCGCUCUGUGCUCGCCCGCGUCCACCCUAUGCAUCGUCGACUCAUGAUUCGACAUUUGUAUGAGCUUCAAUAGGCGAGACGACUAAAAAAAGUAAUUAGUCCGUCAGUUAGAUUAUCAAAGAAUUUUAGACACUUAUUUUUUCUUUUUUCUCGUAAACGAAGGGUCACGACGGUACGGUGCGUUGAAGUUUCGCGUGACGUCACGCCUAGGUACAAUUUUUACAUAGAAGUGACGUCACAAGCCCCCACUCCGGGACUUUGAUGCUCUGUAUCUUUCUAUUUUUUCGUUGAUUAGAAAGAGCGAAAAGUAUGUGUUCAGUAUUUUUGUUACGAUCUAACUGACGGACUAAACAGAAUUCCAUUUUUUUAUGUAGUCGUCAAUUGUUAGACAACUAACAUAAGCGUGCACUCAGGCCUUACCUACCUUGCCUACAUUAAUUCUUGUAUCUUAGUCGUAAUAAACAUGCCUGCUACAUGCGCCAUGUGCAAGAGCCACAGCCACAGUUGUAAAUAAAACUGUCCAAUCAGAUGAAUUUAAAGUAGUUCUCCAGUGUUUAAGUCAGCGAAGUAAUAUGUGCAAUUGUGCAUCUCAUUUAUUUCACUUUGGAAUCUAUUCUAUCCGACGAACGUGUGUGUAGAAUGUCUUCCUUCAUUAGAAAUUAGUGCAACUAUAGCAAUUGUAAUUAAUUUAAACAACUUAAGAAAUUUUUUGUCGUUUUAUAAUAACACUUGAUAAUCAAAACUUAUUUUGUAUCUCCCCCUACAAUUUUGAACUUGAUUGCAAAAUGAUAUGGUUGAAAUCUUGUAAUACUAUGCCCGUCAGUGUUUACAUGAACAUUAUUCGUAUCUUAAUGGUAUUUACGUUACAGGGUACAGUUUUGAUUGUUAACUGAAUGUAAAAUAAGGUACAUAAUAAAAUAAAACAACAAAACUUUGGCUUACUCAUUUAUGCACCUCUAAAAUUAAGAGUACCACUGGUACUACGCACUGUUGUAGAAAAUCCGACACAGCCGGCUAUCAAAAUUCAACUUUAUCGUUAUAACGAGUCAAAAUUCGCUUGGGUUGAGAAUCUCACAGAUAUACCUAGGCGCAUUACCAGGACUAUCACAGUAAAUCGCGUACAAUACUCCUAUUGAAAAUAAUACAUACGAUGCUCGGUCACGCCCAUAUCUAGUACAAACAUGAGAAAUCUACCUACUGGGACACUCGGACCUACUAGAAUACAGCUUUGAAAAAUCUUGUAUUAAUAUUGAAUUCCAUUUUACAAAAUAAAUCAUGCAUUAUUCUUCAUACAAUACAGUAACUGCCUUUUUAACCUUUUCACCACUAAGUCAUAAACAAAAGUAGGUACA